This is a messenger RNA of Gossypium arboreum, 605 nucleotides long. Its product is annotated as EPIDERMAL PATTERNING FACTOR-like protein 9. The coding region runs from base 97 to 432 and encodes 111 amino acids. The record is from RefSeq and is a predicted model, not a curated record. The transcript is spliced from 3 exons. Lineage: Eukaryota; Viridiplantae; Streptophyta; Magnoliopsida; Malvales; Malvaceae. Gene Ontology annotation, biological process: positive regulation of stomatal complex development.
CCCUUUUAUCUCUCUCAUUUAUCCUACCAUACAUAUUUGCCCUACAACUUCAUCCCGUAUAUAUUCACCUUCUAACUUUACAAUACAAAGGCUACAAUGGCCAACCUUAAUCUAAGCUGCUUACACAUGCUAUUCUUCACCUUCUUCCUUGCAGCGCAUGCAAUACAAGGAUCUAGAACAACCCAAGUAAUACUUCCUUUCCAACAAGGGGUCUAUUUUUCUCCUCCAUGGGACUUGCAGCAACAGAGCAGCAAUGAAGCAAAGAUGAAAAGAAAUUCAAGGAGAUUGAUGAUUGGAUCCACAGCUCCAACCUGCACUUACAAUGAAUGUAGAGGAUGCAAAUACAAAUGUAGAGCUGAACAAGUCCCAGUGGAAGGAAACGACCCAAUCAAUAGUGCAUACCACUACAAAUGUGUUUGCCAUAGACCAUGAUUCAAGUUUUGUUGCAAAGUUUGAAGGGACAUGAUGUCGUUUUAUCCUUGAAGAACACAUUGCACCUUAACAAAUUUCCUGCUUCAAGGAAAGUUUAUAAUUAGUUUCUUGUUGGCAUGUUAUAUCAAAGGUCUAUAAAGUAAUAGAAAAUCAAGUAGCAUUUGCCUUUAAAA